Molecule: messenger RNA, 5259 nt
Organism: Cyprinus carpio (common carp)
Lineage: Eukaryota; Metazoa; Chordata; Actinopteri; Cypriniformes; Cyprinidae
Gene: mmrn2b
Product: multimerin 2b
Exons: 9
Coding region: 1-3126 (1041 amino acids)
Molecular function (GO): protein binding
Source: RefSeq, a predicted model, not a curated record
AUGCACAAAGGUCUUAAAGAGAGAGAGAGAGAGAGAGAGAAGGAGAGAGGGGUGGGGAGUUUCCAGGAUUGUUUAAGGCUACUUUUAAAACUGCCAUCUAGAGGAAAACUUUCAGUACCUCUGGCAAGCAAGAUGGCCCAAACUCUGCCUCUGCUGCUGUUGGCCGUGCUGAACUCUCUGAGCUGCCACAGUGAGGUGAGGGUCAGGGACCCUGACGUGGAGGAAGAAGAGACUGCGGGGACUGGAGGAAGGGCACAGCGAAUUUCUGGCACCUUUGGGACAGCUCACCUACCCUUGCCACAUGAACAUCACGGCAUCCCAAAGCCUUCAGAGGGCAAACCUCAAAACUCAGCUUCCCCAUCAAGAGGAUGGGGAGAUGUACAUCCAUUUGCACAGAGAGGAAACUGGUGUGCGUAUGUUAAUCACCGUAUGGUCACCACAGCUGUACUCUGCGCUACGGAGACUCAGACUGUGAAAUCUGUGAACCCCUGCUCUGAUGGAGCUCCUGACUGUCAAAUCAUCAUGUAUAGGCAGUCCGCACGACCUGUAUACAAGCAGAAGCAGAUAGCACUCUCCUCUAUACACUGGAUGUGUUGCCCAGGAUAUGGAGGACACAACUGCUUGGAAAAAGACAGACCUCCAGAGGAUGAGACGCAUGCUUCAAAGUCUGAUAUUAAUGACAAUGGCAGCUCAGGAGGUAAAAUGGGGACUGACCAAUUGGAAGAUGCAAAAUGGGUUGACAAACCCAUACAGGAGGCGCCUAUUCAUGGUUAUUCACCAAACCAGAGUACUGUUGGUACCAGAGAAGGGAUCCCUACCUCUCAGCCUUUGCCAUUCCUUGAUUCAUCCAUUCUGCUGUCGAUGCAUCAGUUAAUGUCAACUAUGAUGAGUCAGCUUCAACCAGUGCUGGAAAGCUUCAAUCAAACACUGACACAUCUGUCCAGUGAGGUGGAAGCAUUGUCUCAGGACUUGCAGCAGUUGCGGAUGGAACAGGAAGAACAUAUGUCCAUGACCAGAGGCGAAGAUCAUAGCAGACCUAUCGAGCAAAGAAUAGAGUACAGCCAUCUCCAGAUCAGUCAAAUGAAAACCCAAUUGGACGCACAGAAAGACCAGUUUGAGAGGGCCUUUCAGGUCCAGCAAGAACUGCUGAAACACAACCUAACAAAACUGAAGGAAGAAAUGGAUGAUCAGAUCAGCCAAAGUCAGGAUGCACAGGUGAAUCUCCAGUCUCUAACUGAAUUGGUUGAGGAGGUGAGACUUGGCCAGAAGAAGCUGGAAGGGGCACUGCAGAGAGAACGUGCAGAGUUUGUCAAUCCGAGUGGAGGCAAGCCAACACAGGAGUCAGGAGUGUGGGAGGCCAUCACUCGACUAGAUGAGAAGGCACAAAGUAACUCUGUGAAGCUCAGCAGCUUGUCUGAGACUUCUAAGGAAUCUAAUGAAGCGGUCUGGGCACUGCAAAGAGAUCUACUGGACCUGGAACAGAGCCUAGAGAAGGUCAAACAACGAACUGAGGUCCACUUUGCAGAGACUGGUCUGGAGGUGGAGGCUACUCGUGUCAGGGUGCUCAACAGCGUUGGCGAGCUUACAACUAACCUAAGUGCACACGAGGGUCAGUUGAGAGAAAUUGAGCUUGACCUGGACAACAUCUAUCAACAACUACAAAAAAAUGAUUCAGCAGCUGCAGAGCAGGCCUGUAGCUGUAAGUCAAUUGGCAGUUCACUAGCUAGGUUGGAGCUGGAGUUGGCUAACGUGACACAGUUAGCCAAACAGAACCAACUUGCACUUGAGGAGACAGAUCUAGAAAGGAAUCAGGUCACAGAAAUGGAGGAUCUUCAUCAUGGCCUGCUGAGCAUAAAGGAAUCAUUGGCCUUUGAGCAGGGCAGAAGCAGGAGUCUUCAAGACAGCAUGUCCCAGCUACAGGCUUCACUCCUGGACAGCCAGAAGGAGAUCCAAGGACUGAGGCAGCGGGACAAGGAUAAGUCGAAUGAAAUUCAAGGCCUAUCAGCCACCUUUUCUUCCCUUCUGAAUGAUGCCAUACGCCACUCUGACGUCCUGGAAGUGCUACUCGGAGAGGAAGUCCUGGAAUUCACACGCUGGUCACAUAACCAAAAGAAAGAGCUCAGUAUCCCAGAUCUUUUACAGAAAAUGGAUGUGAUGCAGCAAAAGAUUGAAACACAUGAUAAGAUUCUGGUCUCCCUUCGGAGAAAGCAUCCUGAUAGAGAUGAAAUGAAUAGUGAUGACCCAGUGGCAUACUUAGAGGGGACUGGUACAAAUAACCAGGUGAGGGGCUCUGAAACUUACCAGUCCUCUUUACCAGACACUUCGACUGGAGAAGAGGAUGUGGAUUAUUCAGUCAGUGACUUCUGGAGUCUGGGAAAAGAGGUGGAGCAAUUAGCAGGUAGAGUAGCCAUGCUGGAAGAACGCUGUGGAAACUGCACUGUGCCACCUGGUGGUUCUGUUGUAGAACUGCAGGCAGACAUAGCAUCCCUACGUCAGAACCUGGAGGAUCAUUUGAGAAUGUUUCAAAAACUGUUCAGUAAUACAGAAGAACUAAUCAACUCAACUAGAAACCUGAAUCUAGAUGAAGUUUGGAGACUGGUGAGAAAAAAAGAAGGAAAGAGAAGAAGGGGGAGUCUAAAGCAAGAAGACCAGAUCAGAAAAGAAGAAAAGACUUCCAGUGAGCGAAGCAAAAGAUACAGUGAAAGAGAACAUGCUUGGUUACUAAAUUCCCCUGUGAUGUUCAUCACAACCCUGGACUACAGAAGAGGACCAAAGGGAGAGCUCACAUCGAAAAACGUAGCUGUGAACUAUGGUGGUACUUUUAAUCUUACAUCAGGGGUGUUCCAGGCCCCUGAGACUGGAUUCUAUCUCUUUUUAGUGACAUUAGACUUUGAAAGAGGCCUUUCAUUGGCUGUAUUAAAGCGCAGCGGAGUUCCAGUGGCCUCUCUCAGACAGGAACAAGGGGAGAAAAUGGGACCGGUGAGCCGAGCCUCACUGCUGGAGCUUCGGCAAGGGGAGACAGUUACAUUAGAACUGAUGCAUGGAUCAUUACGAAAAGCGCAGCCUGGGGACAACACACUGUCUGGACUAUUGCUAUUCAUUACAGAGCACAAGGACAUGCUGUGAAGAGAACUGGGUGAGUGACAAAAGCAUGGGAGGAUACGUCUGAGCCUGACGCACUGUGCGUCACUGCCAGACAUGAUGUAUUUUGUAUGCAUGCAGCCUCUUCUUGAAGGUGCAAAAAGUACUUGCUGAAAUAUUAUGUUUUGUAACUGAUUCUGGAAUAAUACUGAGAAACAUGGUAAGUUAAAGAAAUAAGGGAGCCAGUUAUAUAACAGAAUUAUUUAGAUACCACCAGCCCUUCUGUUGACCUUUAAAAUGUGGAGGAUCUAAUAAUAAAGCAAGGAAUAAACAGAAACAAGUUCCUGAGGCCAUAUGAAAAAACAAAAGGUACCAAUAGUGAGGGAAACUCUGUACAUAAAAAAAAGGACAUCCAGCAAUUCCUGCAAUCAGUUUGAUCACAUUCUACACAAAUGUCAAUCAAAAGAAGAAGAAAAAAAACAUGAUUGUGUAUUAAAAUAAGGUAAUUUACUUAAAAAUUUAUACAUUGGACUAAUUCUGUGUACAGAACAGCUUUUCUUGGUAAACAUAAGGCACCUCUCUUAAAACCAGAUGAUGUGCACAAUUAAAACAAAGUUCAUAUUAUUCAGGCCAGUUUGUGUUUCCUUACAUAUUAAACAAUUAAGACAAAAAUAUUGUGUAGUCAUUUCUCUAGACACAUGAGCUUAAAUUAGUUCAAAUAUGAUUUUACAAGGUAACUGGCAUGGUUGCAAUGGACAGAAUAGGCUUGAGGACAACUGCAGCCCAAACAUUUAGAAAAGACACACAAGCAAUGGGAGAUUUGAAUCUUCAAUGCAAAGCAAAGGGUUUUGUACCUGUAUGAUAUAUAUUUCUCAGACUGCUACAGCAACAUAUUUAAAUGUACCCCGAUAAUAAAACAACCUUUUUUUUGUUCUUCAGACAAAGGACCCUGGUUUUUAAAUUAAACCUGUAUUUUCCACAAGUGCUAAUAAUGCAUUGUUGUGUGAUUUAAGUUUGAGAUUAUGCUCUUGAAAAACAAAAAUGCAUUCACAUAAUCUUAUUUCUGAAAAAAAAAAAGAGUUAUGAAGUUAUGAAAAAAAAUAUUUGAAAGUUGAACUAAAGUUGCCUGUCCUGACUUUUCAGUAAAUUACAUACAAAGGGUCUAGUUUUGCACAUUAUAGAAACGACAAAUAAUGAUAAUUCACACCCACACUUUCAUAGGAAGUCAUUAAAUGUAGAAUUUCAUCUUAAAGUCAUAAAUUUAGUAUUUGAAAGGUUGAGCUGCACUGUAACAACAUUGAGAAUGUCAGUUGCAAGAACAGUGUUAAUAGUCCUGCAAGUAAAAAUAUCUUACCACAGUAAUUUAUACUAUACUAUAUGACAUGACAUGAAUAAAUAGCACAUGCAUUUGCAUUAUUCUAUCACAUUAGACAUUUAUGAGUCAUAUGAUUCCCAAGCGUCACAACAUUAGAUUGAAGGCAAAACUGUUUAAAUGAGGCAUUGGAAACAGCAAUCCAACCUGACACUGAUGAAUCAGAUGUGAUAUAGUGAGGUUGACUUGAAGGCUAUUGGAUAAAAUACAACAACGUUUAUGAGGCAUUGGGGAGCAGUGGGCAUACAUCUGCACCGACACACCUGCAAUAAGCCAGAUCAGAUCUGCCAUUCUGAGAGAUUGAAAGUCACCAUAUCUUCUAGAUUAAUAGAUUUUAUAUGGCGACGCUGUUGGCAAUAUUUGACCGGUGGUACUUCAAUUCUUCAGGCCAGAGCUGGAGUAAUGAUCACAUUACUCCUGUCAUUAUACCUGAACUUUCUAUUCCUAACAGUGAAUACAUUCCCAGUCUUCAUUAUUGCUAACAUUCUUUUUUGGACAGAUUCUCAGAAAGGAAAGCAGUUGAAGGAAUAAUAAAAAAAAAAAAAAAAAAGGCUAUUAAUUAAAAUAUCAGUAUGUAGUAAUGGGUGAUUUUUUGUUUUAUACAUAUAAUAUAGGUCAUUUGAAUUAAAUAGGGUGAGUUCACUUUUGAUGUUUCAGUGGCCAUAGCUGCACAUGAUCCAAAUGCAAAGUUGCCAUUUUGUGACGCUAGCCACACUGGAACAAAUCCCAAGCAUAUUGAUGGGCAUUUAGUUCGAAUAUCCCCCCAAAUAUGUCCGCCUCUCAACUCAGUCAAUAACAGAGGGGUC